Molecule: messenger RNA, 1361 nt
Organism: Haplochromis burtoni (Burton's mouthbrooder)
Lineage: Eukaryota; Metazoa; Chordata; Actinopteri; Cichliformes; Cichlidae
Product: S1 RNA-binding domain-containing protein 1-like
Exons: 7
Coding region: 387-1262 (291 amino acids)
Biological process (GO): translation
Molecular function (GO): structural constituent of ribosome; mRNA binding
Source: RefSeq, a predicted model, not a curated record
AGUGAUUCGCAUAUGCAGUUUUGGUGAUAAGCUACUGGAGAGAAAUGCCACUUUAAAAAAGUCACAACUGCUUUUUCAAAUUUAGUGUAUUGCAUUACUGAUGUUUGAAAAUCAUAAGUAUACAAGUAGCCGUUCUUAAUGCAGACUGACAUAUUUAAAAAACAGUGAUCAGUUAAUACACACAAAGAUCCAGAAUUCUGCAUAUCAAAUAUAAUCAAAUGCUCUCUGCUGAAGGUUAAUUUGUGUCUUUCUGCCUACCUGCUUAACUGUGUGUGUAUAUAUGCAUGUAGAGUAGAUGCAGAGUUGCAAUUCCUGUGUGUGUGAUUCCCCCCCAGGUGCUGUCCCACUUGACAUGUGUGGAGCGAUGGGUAUGUGCAAACAUCAUUAUGCUGCUUCGUGAGGAGAACACUGUGCCGUUCAUGGUGCGCUACAGGAAAGACAUGAUUAACCACAUGGAUGCUGAUGCUGUUCGAGAUGUCCAGAUGGUUUAUGAGGAGUUAUGUUCUUUGGCAAAGAGGACUCAGUCUGUGGUUCAGACCCUGAAGAAAGAUGGGGUGUUAACAACUGAACUGGAACAAAACCUGAGGAACUGCCGUUCAGCUGAUGAACUGGAUCAUGUGUACUCCCCCUAUAAGAAAGGCAGCAAGCUGACAAAAGCUCGCAGGGCCAAAGCACUUGGCCUUGAGGACGCUGCUUCUGCAUUGAUGAACACACCACACACUCUAGAUUUAAGGGCAUGGAUAAAACCUGGUACUGAAGGUCUGUCAUCAGUGGCAGAAGUGGCUACAGGUGUGGAGCACAUAUUGGCUGAUAUGAUGGCCAAAGAUCCUGAAACACUCACCUACGUGAAGACAUUAUGUGAGAAAAGUUUUGUAAGCAUACAGUCGUCUUUGUCUAAGUCGGCAUUAAAGGAAAAGGAACAGGCGAAACCUGUCCAAGGCCACAAAACAAAAGCAGGCGCCGAGCAAAAUAAAAACAAGGACAUUGACAAGUUCCAACUCUACUUUGACUUCACCUGUAACAUCCAACGUAUCCAACCCCAUCAGACGCUGGCUAUUAACCGAGGGGAGAGUCUCAAGAUUUUGACAGUGAAGGUGAACAUCCCCGACAGGGUGAAGAGUGACUUCACUAGGUGGUGCAUCAACAACAGGUGGAGGCCAAAGACAUUUGCAAAAGAAGAACUUCAUGCAAUCAUUAGGAAUGCAGUGGAGGAUUCAUAUAAAAGGCUUAUUCUUCCUUUCCUCACCAGGAGUUACAGGUAAGUGGAUUUUGGAUUUUAAAGUGUUUUUUCAUCCAAUAUCAGUUUUUCCAUUUACACCAUGAUCCUUUUUUGAUCCUUUCUCAGUUUCUCUUUUGUUGAU